Messenger RNA from Micropterus dolomieu (smallmouth bass), 1527 nucleotides. RefSeq names its product mitochondrial methionyl-tRNA formyltransferase (gene mtfmt). Gene Ontology annotation, cellular component: mitochondrion. Lineage: Eukaryota; Metazoa; Chordata; Actinopteri; Centrarchiformes; Centrarchidae. The record is from RefSeq and is a predicted model, not a curated record. Bases 1 to 1347 code for a protein of 448 amino acids. Gene Ontology annotation, biological process: conversion of methionyl-tRNA to N-formyl-methionyl-tRNA; biosynthetic process. The transcript is spliced from 11 exons. Gene Ontology annotation, molecular function: methionyl-tRNA formyltransferase activity.
AUGAGAAAGGCCCUCUAUCACCAGUGGGAGGCAGCAAUGCACUCAGAGUGCCUAGAGUGCCGGACAGGAACAGAAGAAGAAGAAGCCAUGAAGAAACGUAAUGGAAAACAUGGCUGCGCCUAUGUGGACAUAUGUUUGCGCUGCUGUGUGCGGACAGGGUGGAGGACGAGGACUGACGGGCGACAGCGGCGGCUCAUGUCCUCAGCGGGGCCCCCUUGGAGGCUCUUGUUCUUUGGCUCUGAUCACUUCGCUGUGGAAUCUCUUAAACUCCUCACAUCCAGCAGGAGCUCCCGGGAUGGGGUAGUGGAGUCCCUUGAAGUUGUUACUCUGUCUGGGGAAGUCCCAGUCAAGAGGUUUGCUCAGCAGAACCACCUUCCAGUCCACAGCUGGCCGCCUGACAAUGUGGAUGGACAGUUUGAUGUUGGGGUGGUGGUGUCUUUUGGCUGUUUACUCCCUGAGAGACUGAUCAACAAGUUUCCACACGGGAUUUUAAAUGUUCACCCCAGCCUGCUGCCAAGGUGGCGAGGUCCAGCACCCGUCUUCCACACCAUCAUUCAUGGUGACACUGUGACGGGAGUCACCAUCAUGCAGAUCCGCCCUCACAGGUUUGACGUGGGCCCCAUUCUCAACCAGGAGUUCCAUCAGGUCCAUGAGAACUGCACUGCUGAAGAGCUUGGAGCUGCCCUAGCCACAAAGGGAGCACAUCUGCUGAUUGAUACAUUGAUGACACUGUCUGACAGAAGGGCACAUAAAAGGGAGCAAGGACAGACGGGUGCGACAUUUGGGCUGCACGCUCGCCAACGCUUUCUGUUGUGGCUCCUGGUGUUGUUCCUUGGUGGUAAUUACCACGAGUUCUCGUAUUGUGCCCCACAUCCCCGGCAUUCGCAGGUUCUGGUUUGUGAAGACUAUGAGCCCGUGGCCAUCGAUGUCCCAGGGGCUCCCAAUCCACUGCCGGUGCUGGCUGACCCUUGGCUGUCGUUGGAGAGGUCGUCGCCGUUAUCCGGGUUCUCCUCAACCACACUCUGGGCAUCCCCAUCCUGUUGUAAGGCCCGGAGCUGUUUUGGGUCAUCUGCUGAUGCCGCUGCCGCCGCCAUCUCUGUCGUCUUUGUCGUCUCGAGUCGUCUGUUCCUCAAAGCCUCCCUUAACGCUUCGGGGUCAACCAUUUGUGUUGAUCUGUGUUCCCUGUUCCAGGAUGGCUGGGUGGGAUUCAAGGCAGUGCUCCUGAAGAAAAGGCUGACAGCAGCUGACUUCUACAAUGGCUACCUGCAUCAGACAUCUGGAGGAGUGUUUGUCAGUAGAAAAGGAGGAAGUGAAGCACAUCAGAAGAGCCAGAAGUCAAUGUUGUGAUGCAACAGCUAUCAUUUUCUUCCUUGAUUUGAACACUGCAGACAUGACAUCCCCAAAUAGAAUUUAGUUAAUUUGUUACUCUUGUCUGUUUUAAGACAUCCAUAUGUAUAGUACAUUUACUAUAUUACAGCAUUAGUACUGUAUACUUGAAAUAAAUGUGCUGUUGACAGAUACCAACAA